Messenger RNA from Phodopus roborovskii (desert hamster), 720 nucleotides. Its product is annotated as C-C motif chemokine 7. Gene Ontology annotation, molecular function: CCR chemokine receptor binding; chemokine activity. NCBI's taxonomy places the organism in Eukaryota, Metazoa, Chordata, Mammalia, Rodentia, Cricetidae. Bases 48 to 341 code for a protein of 97 amino acids. The transcript has 3 exons. Gene Ontology annotation, cellular component: extracellular region. Gene Ontology annotation, biological process: cellular response to type II interferon; neutrophil chemotaxis; G protein-coupled receptor signaling pathway. The record is from RefSeq and is a predicted model, not a curated record.
UCAGAAUCUUUCAGUUCUCACUGAAGCCAGCUCACCCUUUCUCUACCAUGAAGGUUUCUGCCAUGCUUCUGUGCCUGCUGCUCACAGCUGCUGCCUUCAGCAUCCACAUACAGGCCCAGCCAGAUGGGAUCAAUUCACCCACAUGCUGCUAUGUCAAGAAACAAAAGAUACCCACGAAGAAUCUUGAGAGCUACAAAAAGAUCACCAGCAGUCACUGUCCCUGGGAAGCUGUGAUCUUCAAGACCAAGAGGGGUAUAGAAGUCUGUGCUGAAGCCCAUCAGCAGUGGGUCCAGGAUGCCAUGAUGUACUUGGACAGGAAAACCCAAACUCCAAAGCCUUGAAGACUCAUGCCUGAACAGGAACCAACCCAGGAGACAAGAAACAAACAAACAAACAAAAAUCUGCACCCUUGUCUUUUCUGAGAACUGUGCUGAAAUGGACUGAUUAUAUAUUUGAGGGCUAGAAGCUGUCUGAGGGAAUGUGAAGCAAUCACACUUAAGGAAUUAUCUCUAAGUCAUUAAUAUUUUUAUUUAAUUUGCUAUGCACUUUGGUGUGAUUUGAAUGUAAAGUGAUGGAUGCCUCCCAUCACUUCAAUGUUGUUUUAACUGCAGAAUGCUUUUGCCCAUUUACUUUGCUCCAGUAUUGUGAAGGGGCUUUGCAAGAAUCAGCACACAGAUUUUAUUUCAAAACAUUUUAGGAUAAAAUUAUGAUGUAAUGAUA